Messenger RNA from Mugil cephalus (flathead mullet), 3055 nucleotides. It is a transcript of the gene avil, whose product is annotated as advillin. The transcript has 20 exons. Gene Ontology annotation, biological process: cytoskeleton organization; barbed-end actin filament capping; actin polymerization or depolymerization. The record is from RefSeq and is a predicted model, not a curated record. Gene Ontology annotation, molecular function: actin filament binding; phosphatidylinositol-4,5-bisphosphate binding. The coding region runs from base 136 to 2592 and encodes 818 amino acids. Lineage: Eukaryota; Metazoa; Chordata; Actinopteri; Mugiliformes; Mugilidae. Gene Ontology annotation, cellular component: cytoplasm; actin cytoskeleton.
GAGGGUCUUUUGUUGUCAGAGAGGAAAUCAGCUGUUGGAAGAUUAGAAAUUUUGGCGAAGCUUUUCAUACAAGAAUACCAGAAAAGGAACACAAGCUACAAUAGUCACAGAAGAAGCUGUGUGCGUCUGAGCAACAUGGAGUAUACAUUUAGAGCAGUAACUCAAAAUCCUGGGAUUAUAAUCUGGAGAGUUGAGAAAAUGGAGCUGGUUCAAGUUCCUGAGAAAUCUUAUGGAAACUUUUACGAAGGCGACUGCUACCUUCUUCUGUCUACCCAGAAAGUGAGCAGCUCUCUGCGUUAUGACAUCCACUACUGGAUCGGCUUACAGUCCUCUCAGGAUGAACAGGGUGCAGCCGCCGUAUACACCAUACAGCUGGAUGAAUUUCUGGGCUCCACUCCGGUGCAGCACAGAGAGGUGCAAAACCAGGAAUCUGAUGCUUUCAGGGGCUACUUCAAACAAGGCAUUGUCUACAAGAAAGGGGGAGUUGCAUCAGGUAUGAGGCACACUGAAACCAACUCAUAUGACGUGAAGAGGCUGCUUCAUGUGAAAGGAAAGAAAAGAGUGAUUGCCAAGGAGGUGGAGAUGAGCUGGACGAGUUUUACCCUAGGAGAUGUGUUCCUGCUGGAUAUUGGAAAAACAAUUGUUCAGUGGAACGGUCCGAAGAGUAACAGACAGGAAAAACUGAAAGGCAUGUUGUUGGCAAAAGACAUUCGAGACCGGGAGAGAGGAGGUCGGGCAGAGAUCAGAGUGAUCGAGGGCGAUGCAGAGAGCAGCUCUCCUCAGAACAUGGAGAUCAUGAAUAGUAUUCUUGGAGAAAGAACCUCUGAGCUGAAGGACGGGCCUCCAGAUGAAACCGCCGACCAGGAACAGAAAGCAAACCUCACACUUUACCAUGUGUCAGAUGUAGACGGUCAGAUGAAGGUCACAGAGGUUGCUACAAGACCACUGGUUCAGGAUCUCCUCAACCAUGAUGACUGCUAUCUGCUGGACCAGGGAGGAGUGAAGAUCUUUGUAUGGAAGGGGAAGAAAGCAAACAAAGCUGAAAAACAGGCUGCUAUGACCAGAGCUUUGGAGUUCAUCAAGAUGAAAAACUACCCCAUCACAACCAAUGUGGAGACAGUGAAUGACGGAGCCGAGUCAGCUCUCUUCAAGCAGCUGUUCCAGAGGUGGACUGUGAGAGAUCAGACUCAAGGCCUUGGAAAGGUCAACACUAGAGGGAAAAUUGCUCAUAUCACGCAGGAGAAGUUUGAUGCCUCUCUGAUGCAUAUGAUGCCAGAGGUUGCUGCACAGGAGAGAAUGGUGGACAAUGGCACAGGUCAAGUGGAGGUGUGGAGAAUUGAGGAUCUGGAGCUUGUCCCUGUGGACCCUAAAUGGUUCGGAUACUUCUAUGGAGGAGACUGCUACCUGAUCCUCUACACUUAUCUAGUUAACAACAAGAAGUGCUACCUGCUCUACAUCUGGCAGGGACGUCAUGCCACACAGGAUGAACUGGCAGCGUCUGCGUUUCAGGCUGUGGAUUUAGAUCAGAAGUACAACGAUGAGCCUGUUCAAGUCAGAGUAACAAUGGGCAAGGAGCCGAGGCACUUCAUGACAAUUUUCAAGGGGAAAAUGGUCAUCUUUGAAGGAGGCACGUCUAGGAAAGGCUCUUCUGAACCAGAGCCUCCAGUGAGGCUGUUCCAGGUUCAUGGCUCUAACCCGUCCAACACAAAAACCAUCGAGGUUCCAGCGCUGGCCUCCUCACUGAACUCCAACGAUGUGUUUUUACUCAAGAGCCAAAGGGAUAUUUAUCUGUGGUGUGGAAAGGGAUCAAGUGGAGAUGAGAGAGCCAUGGCCAAAGAGGUGAGCUCAGUGAUCGGCCAGAACUCACAGAGACUCUCUGAAGAGACUGUGGCUGAGGGUCAGGAGCCCAUUGAAUUCUGGGAGCUGCUUGGAGGGAAAACUCCCUAUGCGAAUGACAAGAGAUUACAGCAGCAGGUCUUGGAUCAUCAGCCUCGCCUGUUUGAAUGCUCUAAUAAGACGGGACAGUUCAGAGUGACUGAGGUGUCUCAGUUCAUACAGGACGACCUCAGUGAGGACGAUGUCAUGCUGCUGGACACAUGGGACCAAGUGUUUCUCUGGAUCGGGAAAGAGGCCAAUGAGGUGGAGCGCAAAGAAGCAGUGGCCACAAGCCAAGAGUAUCUGCGCACCCACCCUGGCAACAGAGACCCAGAUACCCCCAUCGUCUUGAUCAAGCAAGGGUUUGAGCCGCCCACCUUCACUGGCUGGUUCGGGGCCUGGGAUCCCUCCAAAUGGAGUGGAGGAAAGAGCUAUGAGGAGUUGAAGAAGGAGUUGGGAGAGGACGCAGAACCGGUCAUGGUUAAAACUACUGAGCCAGACUGUGUCGAGAGUAAGAAAGUCUUUGAGCCUUUUCCACUGGAAGCUUUGGUCAACAAGCAUGUCAGCGAGCUGCCGGAAGGUGUUGACCCCUCCCAGAAAGAGAAACACCUUUCUGACUCUGACUUCAGUACUGUAUUCGGGAUGACCAAAGAUGACUUUGUGAGCCUGCCGCAGUGGAAGCAACUGAACCUGAAAAAGAAAAACGGGUUGUUUUGAUGUUGUUUCUGUCUGUGAGAUAAGCUGUUAAAAACUGGAUAUGUCACCUACUUUUACUGAGUUUCCUCUUUUUUCCUCAGAUAUGUGUAAUAAUGUGUCUCUCCAUGUGCUGUAUUUAAUGGGGAUUUAUUUACUUUGCUGUUGUUUUUUGUUUUUUUAUUUGACCCAUCCACUCAUUCACAUAGUAGUUUGUAAACUCAUGGGCGGCCACCUGGGCAGCGCUCGGUGAGCAGUAGCUCUCUGCCUCAGCUCCCCUCACUGUAACAUGUCUUCACCUAUCGUCCUGUGCUUACAUGUGCGGACCUCUGUAAGAGGCAAAGUAUUUCAACUUAUCAUCUUGAAUUUGAGGCAUUUGUAGCCCUGAUAGAAGUUAAAUGACUUUAUAUGAUUAAAGACCAACAGGCUGUUUAGAAUUAGGUCACAUUAAUUAGACACAGCAAUAAGAUAAAUAAGUCAACUUUGA